UGCAUGUUGAUCCUCAAGUUAUAAUUUGAGCGGAGUUGAGACCGCCGAUCUGCAACAGGCCAGUCAAUUUGACCAGCUGAUCACAGCAACGGCCAAAGCUUGAGAUUUAAAAAGCCUGGACCAUGAGGUCUCAAACCGGAUCGGCGGAGCCCAGUGAUCCUCGUGGUUUGAGGCUGUCACACCGCAAUCUGAUAUGGUGCUCCCGCACCUACCUCUCUCACUGUUGUCAGCCUUCGAGUGUCCAGUCGCUGAUACUCCGGCUUCCACCCCUGUAUUUGACCAUUCAAAUGCCAGGACGCAUCCACGAGCAACCCAGUCGACCAGGAAUCGCACCUUACGGCUGCCGAUGGGAGGCAUGUCAAGCUUCGUUUCGUGGCCGAUGGCGGACCUUAGUCAAUGGAACUACUUGGAUCGUCAAAGAGCCCCUCGGCGCCGUCAUCGACCACGGGCACCGUGCAUUAGACCAUUCCUCUGUGAAAUCCUGGCUGUCGAAAAGUAUAUAGACCCCGUGCUUGCCUACUUCAACCUUCUCUACCUCGCAGUCGAACAGCAUCAACAGCACUCCGCGCUUCUUAGCUUCAUAAACCAUCCAACUUGAUCCAACGUUCCCACGUCGUCGCCAAUAUGCGUUCGUACGUCGUCCUUUCCGCUCUUAUCUCUGUCGCA
Parathielavia appendiculata is the source of this 666-nucleotide messenger RNA. RefSeq lists its product as uncharacterized. NCBI's taxonomy places the organism in Eukaryota, Fungi, Ascomycota, Sordariomycetes, Sordariales, Chaetomiaceae. Bases 194 to 598 code for a protein of 134 amino acids. The record is from RefSeq and is a predicted model, not a curated record. The transcript has a single exon.